ACCCUCAUCCUCGCUUGUUAUCUUGGACUCCCUGGUGACGACCUCCUGCCUGCCCGACCACAGAUUCAAGGAUUGCCCCCAAACUCUGACUGGUUUCACGGAUCUGACCCUUGCCUGUCUGACCAAGAGUAAAAUAAACCUCCUAACUGUGCCAACUGCUCUGUUUGUCCAUCUGUGCCUGUAGAGUGUGACAGUACAAUCUGACCAGACAACAUGGACCCGGCUGAGCAGCUGCCUGCCCCCACCUCAGAAGUCCAAUCCCUGAGGGAUCUCAUAACACGGCAAGGGAGAGCUUUGGGACAGAGCGAGCACAGGCUUACUGGACUGGAGACAGCAAGCCAGACCAUUCACAUGGAGCUCGCACAGUUGACGGCACAGGAGCGGGAACUCGCUGUCCCUUCAGUUCAGCAUCACCUUCGAAGGUGUCACAGGGUUUGGCGAAGAACUCGAGCAGCACUCUCCAGAACUGCAGAAAGAAACCGCCGUCUCGCCGACCGUCACAGACACCCAGCCCCCAACUAUCAACCUGGACAGGAGGUCUGGUUGUCCACCAGGAACUUGCCACUGAAAGACACUUCCAAGAAACUCUCACCCAGGUUUGUUGGACCCUUCACUAUUGACCGAAUCAUAAACCCUGUUACUGUUCGCCUUAACCUCCCCAGGACAAUGAGGAUCCACCCAUCCUUUCAUGUUUCCCAAGUGAAACCUGUCCUGUCCAGUCCCUUGUCUCCUCCUGUUCCGCAACCCCCACCCCCCAGGAUCGUUGAUGAUGCCCCUGCAUACACAGUGCGACGGCUGCUGGAUGUUCGCCGCCGAGGACGUGGUUUCCAAUACUUGGUAGACUGGGAGGGUUACGGCCCGGAGGAACGCAGCUGGGAACCACGUUCUGCCAUCUUAGAUCCUCAGCUCAUCCGGGACUUCCACAAGAGGACAAGACGCCACCGGGCGCCUUGGAGGAGAGGACCUGUCACAUCAGCUGCUGUGACCCUCACACCUGCAGGUCAUUCCCUGAUCAGCAGUGGACCCAAUAUAAGGACGGAGCCUCCACCUGCUCGCCGUCAGAUUGUUGUCUAA
Messenger RNA from Cyprinodon tularosa, 1074 nucleotides. RefSeq lists its product as uncharacterized. Lineage: Eukaryota; Metazoa; Chordata; Actinopteri; Cyprinodontiformes; Cyprinodontidae. The coding region runs from base 214 to 1074 and encodes 286 amino acids. The transcript is spliced from 2 exons. The record is from RefSeq and is a predicted model, not a curated record.